AUGUUCCGGCGGCGUAACAAGGUCAAACUAUCCGAUGGUGACAAAUUGAGCAUCGAAACGUUGCCACCGGUAUCCCCGACAAGCAGUACACUUCGCCACGCAGCUAGCGAUGGAAGUGCUUCGAUGUCCUUGAGCUUGAGCGUAGAUACAGGGAGGGCAGGAUUUCUCAGAUCAAACACCGCUACUAAGCCGGACUCAUACGUAGCCGCCACGCAACGAUCGGAUACCGAAGUCAGUGGCUCGAAAUUUUGCAAGCUCCCUACAUCUUCACCGUCAACGGCUGGUGCACGGACUUCAACCACGUGUUGCGAUGGUCUAGACUCUUGUGAUCCAUGA
This is a messenger RNA of Babesia ovata, 336 nucleotides long. RefSeq names its product adenylylsulfate kinase, putative. The record is from RefSeq and is a predicted model, not a curated record. NCBI's taxonomy places the organism in Eukaryota, Apicomplexa, Aconoidasida, Piroplasmida, Babesiidae. The transcript has a single exon. The coding region runs from base 1 to 336 and encodes 111 amino acids.